AUGCUUACUUACAACCCCUCUUCAUCCAGAGGCAACAUUCUCCAACUGCCCUUUCGGCGCACCCUCACCGUAUCCCUCUCAGACGCGAUUACGCAAUACAUCUCGUCCAAAUAUGAUCAACGACCGGACAUGUUCGCAGAUGAUCUGCUCAUUCUCGAUCGUCUUAGAUCUGAGGCCGUGAAUGUGCAGGAACCGCAUGUCAGCGGGGUUAGUCGACUAGUUACUUAUGCGGCGCAGCUGAAGUGGUUGGGCGGGAAGUUUCCUGUUGAUGUUGGGGUGGAUUUUUCGUGGUAUCCAGCUUUUGGGUUCAAUACGUCGAUGCCAAUCGUGCAAAAUAAUCUACGAUUCGAACUCGCAAACAUUCUAUUCAAUCUUGCCGCGCUCUUUUCUCAACUCGCCUACUCGCUAAAUAGGACUACAUCCGACGGCCUCAAACAGGCAUGCAACUACUUCUCGCAAAGUGCCGGCGUUAUCGCUCACCUCCGAAAAGACAUCAUCCCCGACCUUCGCGCCUCCCCUCCAGAAGAUAUGGAUGAAAUGACACUACAAAGUCUGGAAGAACUCCUUCUAGCGCAAGCGCAGGAAUGUUUCUGGCAAAAGGCUGUCAAGGAUGGACUGAAAGAUGCCUCUAUAGCGCGACUGGCAGCCAAAGUGUCUGAUUUCUAUGCAGAUGCGGGUGACUUUGCGGUGAAAUCGAAUGCGAUUAGCACGGAUUGGAUACACCAUAUGUCUGCGAAACAUCACCAUUUCGCGGCUGCAGCGCAAUACCGGCAGUCGCUGGAUUGCUUGGACAAGAGGAAAUAUGGAGAAGAAGUUGCGCGUUUGAGAGAUAGUCUGAAAUGCGUAAAUGAAGCGCUCAAGGAGACCAAAUGGAUCAAUCGGAUUGUGCUGGGUGAUUUGAAUGGAUUGAAAAGUCGAGUGACGGAAGAUCUCAAGCGAGCUGAAAAGGAUAAUGAUAUGAUCUAUCUGAUGCCGGUGCCUCCAAAGUCGGAAUUGAAGCCGAUCGACCGUGCGGCUAUGGUGUCUGCGAAGGCGCCCACGCAGGUCACUGAUGCUAUCUCUAUGCUUGGUGAGAAUGGCCCGCUUGGGCAGCCGUUACUUGCCAAGUUGGUACCGUAUGCUGUGCAUAUUGCGGCUAGUAUAUAUUCUGAUCGUCGGGAUCGGUUGGUUAAUGAGACGAUUAUUGGAGAGCUGGAGUCAAUGACGGAUAAGUUGCGAGAUCUGUUGCGAUCGCUCAAUCUACCAGGCUCUCUACAGGCGUUGGAGAAACCACUUGGAUUACCACCUACACUUGUAUCACAUGCGGAAGAACUUCGUCAACAAGAUGGCCUCAACCGCUUGUAUCGCUCUCUUGAAGACACAGCUCAAGUCAAGAACAACGACAAAGCAUUGUACACCGAAGGCGUAGAUUUGCUGGCGGCAGAAAAAGAAGAAGACGACAGGGCUCGCGCAAAGUAUGGUACAGACCGAUGGAACAGACAGUCUUCUGUUAUUGCCGGGAAAAAAGUAUACCAAACAGCGUCGGAUAUUAAUGGUUACUUUUCCUCUGCUCAAAGUACCGACGAGCUGAUUCGGGGUAAAUUGCGAGAUGCUGAGAAGGUUCUUCGAAUUCUGACCGGUACAAAUCGUGAUCUGGAGUCGUAUGUUCCUAGCAGUCGUCGAGCUACAAUUACGCCGGAUCUAGAGAGGGAGACGAGUAGAUUGAGAAGUUGUCUGAAUGAAGUGAGCAGACUUGAGACUCGACGAAAGCGUCGAGUUCAGGUUUUGAAGGAGAAGGCUCGCGCGGAUGAUAUCAAUUCCGCUCUACUGAAAGAAACAGCUCGCCUUGAGCGAGAGUUCCCCAUGCAACCUAUCGAAGCAAGCCAAUUUGAGAACCUUUUUGAAGAGCAUCUCCACCUCUAUGACUCUGACAUCGACAUGGUCGCCCAAGAACGAACGGAACAAGAACAACUGGAAACGCAAGUCCGCGAAGCAAACAACAAUUUCAACCGUGCCCGCCGCGGUGACACAUCAAGUAAAGAACGUGAAAAGGCAUUACAAGAGCUCGAGAAUGGAUACGCAAAAUACAAGGAGCUCAUUGGCAAUAUUGAUGUUGGACGAAAAUUUUAUAAUGACUUGGCCAAGAUCGUGGGUCGAUUUAGAGAUGAUUGCAAGUCGUUUGUGCAAGAGCGGAGAAUGGAGGCUAGUCAGCUGGAGAAUGAUAUUACCAACGCUACUGCAAUGGCGGCAUUGAAUAUAUCUUCUCACCAUCCAAUUCAUCAGCAACAACCAAUUCAGCCUCAACCUCCGGCUCCUCAGCCGCCGGCAGCACAGCCUCUAACUGCACCGCAACCCACAAGAGCAAAUGCAGCCCUGCCACCACCGGUCACAAAUACAGGUGGUAUCUGGUCGCCGGACAUGGGCAUCCGAUUCGGAGGCCCGCUACCUGCUCCUGGGAGUACGCAGCCAGGUCGACAGGGUAAUGCUGGCGCGUCGGCUGGGACUUGGGAUCCGAGCAAGGGAAUGAGGUUUUCAUAG
This is a messenger RNA of Talaromyces amestolkiae, 2517 nucleotides long. RefSeq lists its product as uncharacterized. Gene Ontology annotation, cellular component: endosome. The record is from RefSeq and is a predicted model, not a curated record. The transcript has 6 exons. The coding region runs from base 1 to 2517 and encodes 838 amino acids. Lineage: Eukaryota; Fungi; Ascomycota; Eurotiomycetes; Eurotiales; Trichocomaceae. Gene Ontology annotation, molecular function: protein binding.